Serpula lacrymans var. lacrymans S7.9 is the source of this 1107-nucleotide messenger RNA. RefSeq lists its product as uncharacterized. The transcript has 4 exons. The record is from RefSeq and is a predicted model, not a curated record. NCBI's taxonomy places the organism in Eukaryota, Fungi, Basidiomycota, Agaricomycetes, Boletales, Serpulaceae. Bases 1 to 1107 code for a protein of 368 amino acids. Gene Ontology annotation, molecular function: RNA-3'-phosphate cyclase activity. Gene Ontology annotation, biological process: RNA processing. Gene Ontology annotation, cellular component: nucleus.
AUGGCGACAAAAGUUAUUCAGAGCUUGCUCAUCGAUGGAAGCUUCUGCGAAGGAGGUGGUCAGCUUCUCCGCAACACAGUAACAUUAUCUGCAUUGUUAUCGAAACCAGUAUCCAUCUGCAACGUUCGUCACAAUCGCAAACCUCCAGGCCUCAGAAAACAGCACGAGGCAGGCAUAAAGCUUGCAGCUGAAAUAUGUUCAGCUGACACUACUGGCGUUGCAGUUGCGUCAACCACUGUUGGCUUCAAGCCAGGGACCGUUCAUCUACCCAGUACGUUUUCUGCUGACCCGGGUACGGCCGCAUCAACAACGCUGCUCCUGCAAGUUUCCCUCCCUUGCCUACUAUUUUCCAGUAAUACAUCGGAACCUUCAUCAUUGGUCCUGCGAGGAGGAACAAAUGCUACACAAGCUCCUCAAGUGGAUUAUAUUCAGCAUGUAUUUCUUCCCUUCAUGCGAAAGAAAAUGGGACUGGAUGUUUCCCUGAAGAUAAACACACGAGGGUAUUUCCCGAAAGGUGGUGGAAAUGUAUAUUGUUCCAUCUCUCCAAUGAGUGGCCCUCUUCCUGCCAUUUCUUUGCUAGAACGUGGUGCAGUGACGGCUAUUCGCGGCGAAGCUCGUGUAGGAGGACUCCCAUUAAGUCUGGCAAAACGAAUGAAGGAAGCUGGGCAUCAAAAACUUGUUUCUAGUGGGAUACCUGCCGACAUCAUUCAGAUUGAUUCUGUUAGAGAGAAGGAAGGAGACGCAUUUGGAGCUGGCGGUGGGAUUGUGCUUUGGGCCGAAACAGAAGGUGGAUGCAUUAUCGGUGGUAGUGCUGUGAGCACCAAAACCAAAACUCCCGAGGAAGUUGGCCAGGGGGCUGCUGAAGAACUACUCUUGAACCUUGCCCAUGGGGGAUGCGUUGAUGAAUACCUGCAGGACCAAAUUAUCAUUUUUCUUGCUCUCGCAAAAGGUAAGUCCACAAUCAAGACAGGUCCAAUCACUAUGCAUACGAGAACUGCAGUUUGGGUUGCAGAGCAAAUGACAGGUGCUAAAUUUGCCCUGCAAGAGAACGAGUCAGACGCUACCAUCGUUUGCGAAGGAUCGGGAUAUUCGCCUCAAGCGUCAUAA